Delphinapterus leucas (beluga whale) is the source of this 1568-nucleotide messenger RNA. It is a transcript of the gene CCSAP, whose product is annotated as centriole, cilia and spindle associated protein. NCBI's taxonomy places the organism in Eukaryota, Metazoa, Chordata, Mammalia, Artiodactyla, Monodontidae. Gene Ontology annotation, biological process: regulation of mitotic spindle assembly. Gene Ontology annotation, cellular component: cytoskeleton; axoneme; axon. Gene Ontology annotation, molecular function: microtubule binding. The record is from RefSeq and is a predicted model, not a curated record.
GGGUUGUUUCUGGGGAGCGCGACCGGCGCUGGUGUCGGGAAGAGAACACAGAACGUCGCGGGCUGGGGGGGCGGCCUCGUUCCCGGAUGCGUCCUGCGGCGUUAGGGGACCGGGCCAGCCGAGUCGCCCGCGUCCCCGCGCGCAGCGCCGAAGCCGCCGCCCACACCGAGCGGGGCGGGGGCCGGGGCCCGGGGCCCGGGGCCUGGGAACGCGCGCGGUAGGCAUCUGCUCCUGGGACUGAGGCGGCGUUUUGCCCUCCCGGCUGCUGCGGGAGCGCGGGCCGCCGCGCCGGCGGCGACAUCUUGCUCAGCAGGAAAGCGCGGGGAGAGCGGGCGGCUCCGGGCUGCUGCGCCACACGCGCAGAGGACCGGCCGGCGCCGCGGGGCCGGGGGCGCACGGAGGAGGCGACAGCGCGGCGCGGAACGGCGGGCACUCGGGGCCGGCGGGAGGCACCAUGUCCCCGGGGAGCGGCGUGAAGAGCGAGUACAUGAAGCGCUACCAGGAGCCGCGCUGGGACGAGUACGGGCCGUGCUACCGCGCGCUGCUCCACUACCGCUUGGGCCGCCGGCUGCUGGAGCAGGCGCACGCGCCCUGGCUGUGGGACGACUGGGGCCCGGCCUGCGCCUCGGACGACUCGGCGUCGUCGGCGUCCUCGGGCGCCGGGGCCCCCGCGCCCCAGUGCGCCCCGGCCUCGCCGCCGCCGCCCGUGGAGCCAGCGGCGCGCGAGGAGCCGGAGCAGCGGGCGCGCGCGGCCCCGGAGGAGGAGCGGGGCGCGGAGGCCGCGGGGGACGCGGAGGCCAGGGACGCGGAGGCCGCGGAGGACUCGGCGCUGCCAGCACUGCCAGUGAAAGACAUAAAAGAAAAACCUGAACGACAGAUCAGGACCAGAGAGCCUGACAAAUUACCCAGCAGUACCGAACCUCAGCCACCACCAAGUGCCUUACCUGCCAGAGGAAGUAGGAGAGCGGUCAAGAGUCCUCAAAGGUCAUCAACUAAAAUAAAAGAACCUAAGCACCCGUUUGCCCUUUAUGGGUGGGGAGAAAAGCAGACGGAUACAGGGAGCCAGAAAACUCACAACGUCUGUGCUUCUGCCCCCGUGCAUGAGAGUGAUUGCGUUUCCCCUGCUCAUCCAUCCCCCGGAGGUCUGGUUCUCCUCGGACUCAGCCCUGGAGUGUCCCUGUGUGAAGGCCUGAGGACACGGCAGAUGAGGGGGCCUCACGUGUGGAGCCACAAAGCAAUGACUGUGUUAGCACUAACACUGUCACUCCAGCCCAAAGCAAAGAGGGAAUGAAAAGCAGCAGAAAGUUCAGGCUGUUUGAAUUCUGGUUAAAUACCAGGAUCCACUGUUCACCGAACAGACUUCUGAGCCCUAGCAGAUGGUGCCGUUUAGAGUGAUAUUUGAGACAACAGAGCUGUCCUCUGGCAACCCGGUGGGAUUAAGUUGAACAGGGUUCAUUAAACGUCUUAGCUGGUAAAAUCCUUUGAGAUUUGUUAGUAUUUUGCUGUAAGACAUUAUUUAUUUUGUAAGUAUUUAUUUUUUAUUUUUUGGCUGCGUUGGGUCUUCGCUG